Struthio camelus australis is the source of this 3255-nucleotide messenger RNA. RefSeq names its product arrestin domain-containing protein 3. NCBI's taxonomy places the organism in Eukaryota, Metazoa, Chordata, Aves, Struthioniformes, Struthionidae. Gene Ontology annotation, cellular component: plasma membrane; cytoplasm; endosome. Gene Ontology annotation, biological process: protein transport. The record is from RefSeq and is a predicted model, not a curated record.
GCCGCGCCGCCGCCGCCAGCAGCAGCCGCCGCAGCAGCAGCCAGGGCUGGGGCUUUCCAAGCAACCCCAAUGACGGGCUAGUAGGGGAGACGCCGAUCCUGCCGGCAAGCUCUUUGCACGGCAGAGACGUUGAUCAGUGUAAAGUGAAGAUCGCAUUUUAUAUGAGAUCUUGACUUUUUUUUUUCUUACAAUAUAUUUUUAUACACUUUGUUAUAAAACAUGGUGCUGGGGAAGGUGAAGAGUUUGACAAUAAGCUUUGACUGUCUCAAUGACAGCAAUGUCCCCGUCUAUUCUAGCGGGGACACAGUCUCAGGAAGGGUCAAUUUAGAAGUUACUGGGGAAAUUAGAGUAAAAUCUCUUAAAAUUCAUGCAAGAGGACAUGCAAAAGUACGUUGGACUGAAUCUAGAAAUGCUGGAUCCAACACUGCCUAUACACAGAAUUACACUGAAGAAGUAGAAUAUUUCAACCAUAAGGACAUCCUAAUUGGGCACGAAAGAGAUGAUGACAAUUCUGAAGAAGGCCUUCACACUAUUCAUUCAGGAAGGCAUGAAUAUGCAUUCAGCUUUGAGCUUCCACAGACACCACUUGCUACCUCAUUCGAAGGCAGACAUGGCAGUGUGCGCUAUUGGGUGAAAGCCGAAUUGCAUAGGCCUUGGCUUCUACCAGUAAAAUUAAAGAAGGAAUUUACAGUCUUUGAACAUAUAGAUAUCAACACUCCUUCAUUACUGUCACCCCAAGCAGGCACAAAAGAAAAGACGCUCUGUUGUUGGUUUUGUACCUCAGGCCCAAUAUCCUUAAGUGCCAAAAUUGAAAGGAAGGGCUACACCCCAGGUGAAUCAAUUCAGAUCUUUGCUGAGAUUGAAAACUGCUCUUCCCGUAUGGUGGUGCCAAAGGCAGCCAUUUACCAAACGCAGGCAUUCUAUGCCAAAGGGAAAAUGAAGGAAGUCAAACAGCUUGUUGCCAACCUGCGUGGGGAGUCCCUGUCUUCUGGCAAAACAGAAACCUGGAAUGGCAAAGUGUUGAAAAUUCCACCUGUUUCCCCUUCGAUCCUUGACUGUAGUAUAAUCCGUGUGGAGUAUUCACUAAUGGUGUAUGUUGAUAUUCCAGGAGCCAUGGAUUUAUUCCUUAACUUACCACUGGUCAUUGGUACCAUUCCUCUACACCCGUUUGGUAGCAGAACAUCAAGUGUGAGCAGCCAGUGUAGCAUGAACAUGAAUUGGCUUGGUCUGACGCUGCCUGAAAGACCAGAAGCACCUCCUAGCUAUGCAGAAGUGGUCACAGAGGAACAGAGACAGUCCAGCCUUGCACCCAUAGCUGCUUGUGAUGAUUUUGAGAGAGCGCUUCAAGGACCAUUAUUUGCAUACAUCCAGGAGUUUCGUUUUCUGCCUCCACCCCUCUAUUCAGAAAUUGAUCCAAACCCAGAUCAGCCCACAGAUGACAGACCAUCUUGCCCCUCUCGUUGAAGGAGUCCAUAAUAAGCUGACUUGAUAUGGGUUUUGAAUCGUAUCUGCCGUGUUGAAGUUCAAGGCAUCAUAGUGGAGACACACUUUCAAAGGAAGUGGUAUUGCUCUUGCCUGUAUGGUGAACAAAUGAAAACAACCUGUGAUCAUGCUUAGAAGCCUACAGCAACAUCAUAGGACUGCUCCACAUGCUUGAAGACCUGAGCUUUCCCCUCCCCCCCCUUAAAUACUGGCACAUACUAGGAGCAGCCUUACUAGCCUACAGUCUUGUGUGUCAAAACACUCACCACGUAAGAGAGGGAUGGCUUCCUAUUAUGAUUUAAAAAUUUGCACAUGCUCAUUGCUUACGUUGUGCGGUUCAGUGUCACUACAGCUUUUUCUCAUUUAUGCCUGACUGUUGUUACCCCCUCUUACUUGUUCGUGGUCCGCACAACAAGGAGCAAAAGAAAGCUUUGACAAAAAAACAACAGCAACAGACUUUGACAAAUGCACUGACUUUUUUUUUUUUUUUUAAUUUAAUGUAGCCUGGACUUUACCUGCAUAUGCACAUGCUCAGAAUUGUCCUAAUAGGCUGAUCAUGUAUCACCUCUUCAGCUUGGAUCCUAUUGUGGAUUUAUUUACAAACAUCAAAUGCCUUCAAGCCAAUCCUUCUUGCUGUAUGUUUUGCAGCCUACUGUAGUAGAUAAGCAACAGAUAUGUGGGGGUGGGGGUAGAGGGGAGAUAACAGAAAGAAACUAAUAAGAGACUCUGUCAGGAUUGUAUACCUUCUUGAUUUCUUUUAAGAAUUUGUUGCCUUUCUACUAUUAUCGCAAAGCAACAUUUUGUUACAGACUGCCUAAAAAUCACUUAAUCUCAGGUGAACUCAUCACUUGCCAAACUGUUGGAAUGCUAUUUGUUUUGUUAUGUUGCACUGUUGAGUUACUUUUUUUUUGUUUUGUGUUUAUGUUCUGUUUUUGUUCUUUACUUGAGAGGGGGAUCUGGAAUAGGGACAUACACAAAAGUUACAAAACCCACCUUUGUUCCCUUCUUAACUUCCUCCAUCACGAAAAAGAGAUGGUCAAGUUGUGAAGCUUUAAAAAAAGAAAAAAAAAAAGGCACAAGUGAAAGCAGCACCAGCAGCCACUGGCAAAGAGUCAAAAGAAUUUUAAAAGGAAGUAGUCAUAUACUGCCCAGGACUCAUGGGCAGAGAGAUUUCUCAACUAGUAGGGAUGGGAAGGGAAAGUAAAUUUAUUUUUUUACAUAGUUACCUAAUCACCAAAAAGUCUAUACCUUUAUAUAAGGAGUCUCUAGUAGAAAGUAUAUUUCAGACUACAAGAAGAGCUUGGACUAUAGUAAAAGAUAGCUCAGUUUGUGCACUUUGUAUUAUCUUCAGGGUUUAUGAUACUGUAAAAAUACUAAGACUAGAAGUAUAAUGAAACUGGGCUAGAAUAUCAGUGUUACCAGCUGUACUCAAGUAUUAGUUAACUGAGAAUUACUUUGAUGAUUGCAUCUCCUGUGGUACUCUCAAAAGCUUUAAAACAAAAAUCCCAACAACUUCAAACAUACAUUCAAACAAAACACAAGAAAUAGUUCUCAGCCGCUGAGUGCAACACAAGAAAUAGUUCUCAGCGGCUGAGUGCAUGACAAAGACGGAGGUGAAGAAAGAGAAAUGGUGUGAUGGAGCCAUUAGAUCUGGUAAUACAAAUACCAGCACUUAACAUGCUAGAACCCUGUGAAAGUCAACUGUUCUUUUCGGGAAUCAUGUAACACAGACUACUGACAAAGGGACACGCUUCUGGUGUUGACGACUUAAAG